UCUCACUCUCUGUGGUAGACCUGGAAAUAUAAAAACCAGGCAGCACAGGGACACAAUAUAUAAGAAACAAUGAGUGGAAUUUAUCAGUUAACAGUGGGAGUACUUUUUGUUUUGUCGGUAGCUUUGGGACAAAGGUCAGGUGACGUGUACAUACUUUUCACAGACAGUUAUGCUAAACAAAUAUGGAAACUGGAUUUUAACAAUUCCAACUACUCCAAUAUUGUGAUAGAAAAUCACGAAAACCCCAUCGCCAUCGAUUAUGAUCCAGUGAUGAACAAAAUAUAUUGGACAGACGUCGGACGGCCGGAUAUCAGAACGUGCGGCUUCAAUGGAGAGAAUUUAAGCUUAGUGCGAAAACUAAAGCCAGGCUCAGUUCCCGAUGGCUUAACUCUGGAUCCAGUCUCAAGACUGAUAUUCUACACUGACACAGGAAAUGACGUCAUCGCUCUGAUCGACAUGGCCGACUUCUACCACAAGACAAUAAUUAAUACAAACUUAGACGAGCCUCGAGGAAUAGCGCUUGACAGAACACAGAGAAUGAUGUAUUGGACAGACUGGGGUGCAGAAGCAAAGAUAGAGAGAGCAACAUAUUUAGGAGAAAGUCGAACGACGCUGGUUUCUACCGGUCUGAUCUGGCCAAACGGAAUAACGCUAGACACAGAAGGACAAAAGAUUUACUGGUGCGACGCGAAAACCAAUGUAAUUGAGGUGCUAGAUUUUGACGGCAAUAACAGAAGACAGAUCGCGCACCGUGACAGUUUCCAUCCUUUCGACAUAUUUCUGUUUGAGCAGGUCCUAUACACUACAGACUGGACUUCAAAGAGAAUAUAUCAGGUAUAUCUGGAUGAAAGGAAUAUGACGUCAUUGAAUGGAAGCCAUUUCAAACGUCUUAAUGGCAUACACGUUUUCAGAGCUGGCGCCUUUCAAAAUGAUACUAAUACCUGUACAACUAACAAAGGCGGCUGUGAGCAGAUCUGCAUACCGACUUCUGGAGGAAGACAAUGUGCAUGUCGAGAUGGCUACACACUCAUAACAAACGGACUGAACUGCACGGGACAAGCUGACGUGUUCGCACUUUUCACAGACAGUUUGGCCAAACAAAUAUGGAAACUGGAUGUCAUCAAUUCCAUCUACUCCAAUAUUGUGAUAGAAAAUCACGAAAACCCCAUCGCCAUCGAUUAUGACCCAGUGAUGAACAAAAUAUAUUGGACAGACGUCGGACGACCGGAUAUUAGGAAGUGUGGCUUCAAUGGAGAAGAUUUAAGCUUAGUACGAAAACUAAAGCCAGGCUCAGUUCCCGAUGGCUUAACUCUGGAUCCAGUCUCAAGACUGAUAUUCUACACCGACAUGGGAAAUGACGUCAUCGCUCUGAUGGAUAUGGAUGACUACUACCACAAGACAAUAAUUAAUACAAACUUAGACCAACCUCGAGGAAUAGCGCUUGACAGAACGCAGAGAAUGAUGUACUGGACAGACUGGGGAGAAAAACCAAAGAUUGAGACAGCAACAUAUUUAGGAGAAAGUCGAACGACGCUGGUUUCUACCGGUCUGAUCUGGCCAAACGGAAUAACGUUGGACACUCAAGGGAAAAAGAUUUACUGGUGCGACGCGAAAAUACACAAAAUUGAGGCGAUGGAUUAUGACGGCAGAAACAGAAGACAAAUAGCUCAUGGUAGCAGUUUCCAUCCUUUCGACAUAUUUCUGUUUGAGCAGGUCCUAUACACAACAGACUGGGGUUCAAGGAGAAUAUUUCGCGUAUAUCUGGAUGGAAGGAAUGAGACUUCGUGGGGCGGACGCCAUUUCAAACGUCUUAAUGGUAUACACGUUUUUAGAGCUGGCGCUUUUCAAAAUGAUACUAAUGCCUGUACAACUAACAAAGGCGACUGUGAGCAGAUCUGCAUACCGACUUCCGGGGGAAGACAAUGCACAUGUCGAGAUGGCUACACACUCACAACAAACGAACUGAACUGCACGGUUCAUAACGCCUGUUCAUGGUGCUACCCAGGUCAGUGCGGGGGCGAGUUGUUGUCUGCUGACUGUGUCUGUCACCCUGGAUUCACAGGUCACCACUGUCAAACAAUCACGACAAAGCCAGCCAUGCAUGUGUUGGUGCAGAUGACAAACAGUGACGAACAACGAUUUGAAAUAGACAGCACGGAUAACCAAGCCUCGUUCUGGACCAAUGUGAACAACCCGACUUCGGUCCACUACAAUUUGUCUGCCCAGUAUACAGCCCAGUCGUCUGGUACACUGCCAGACAAGCCUGCAUAUAUUGAAGAUUUCCAUGUAAUCGAAUUGUCCAGGUUUAUAUACUAA
Molecule: messenger RNA, 2316 nt
Organism: Gigantopelta aegis
Lineage: Eukaryota; Metazoa; Mollusca; Gastropoda; Neomphalida; Peltospiridae
Product: low-density lipoprotein receptor-related protein 6-like
Exons: 15
Coding region: 70-2316 (748 amino acids)
Molecular function (GO): calcium ion binding
Source: RefSeq, a predicted model, not a curated record